Molecule: messenger RNA, 723 nt
Organism: Dracunculus medinensis (Guinea worm)
Lineage: Eukaryota; Metazoa; Nematoda; Chromadorea; Rhabditida; Dracunculidae
Source: the annotation of a GenBank genome assembly
AUGAUAAAUGCGAUAAAUUCCAAGACAGAAAUUUUAUCACCAAUCAAACAAAAACAACCGUUAGUGAAUAGUGCCGCUAUCAACAUUUGUAAUAAUAACUCUAAUAUAAAUAAUGUAAAUUUGAAAACGAAAUUUUCGAAUAAUUCGAAGAAAGAAACAAUUAAAUCAAAUGGAUUUGUCGAAAAAGCAUUAAUAUUUAAAGAAAAUAGUGAAGGAUUCGGCUGUAAUGGCGGUAUUUGUGGUAAGCGAAAAACUGUAAUUCAGGCAUCGACAUCAGAAUUACUUCGUGGCCUGGGACUAUAUCUAUCUAAACGAUGCCAUAUUCAUCAGUUUGAGCCAGCACAUCUAGUCAUGUGGCUAAGGACUGUUGAUAGAGCUUUGCUCUUGCAAGGUUGGCAAGAUGUCGCAUUUAUUAACCCAGCAAAUUUGGUUUUCGUCUUUAUGUUAAUCAAAAAUAUGGUACCUGGCGAUGAUAGUAUCGAUACGAUCCAAGAGCUUCAGUCAGUCGUUCUAACAUGUCUUUAUAUAAGUUAUAGUUACAUGGGAAAUGAGAUUUCUUAUCCGCUGAAGCCAUUCAUCGUUGACCAAAAUCGUGAGCGUUUUUGGGACCGUUGUGUCCAAAUAGUGAACGAUCGAAGUUCGGAUAUGUUACGGCUCAAUUCAUCAUCCACGUUUUUUACUGAAGUUUUUAGUGAACUUAAACAAUUCGCUGUUGAUAUUUGA